GAGCUACAGGUAGUGACAGGGACCAUAACAGCUAUUGUGCGCAGGCGCGGAGUAUCUGCCGGCAGAGGGUGCGCACACAGUGAGGGAGCGGUGCGGAUCGCUAUGGCUGCGUUAUGUGGUGUGCGGGUCGGGCAGCUCCUGGGGCUGUUGGCGCUGCUCUUCGGGCCGGUGAAGGCUCUGGAGCCCAUUAGCGUAGGAAUCGCCAUAGCAGCGGCGUCGGCUCUGACCGGCUACCUCAGCUCCCCGGACUUUUACUGCGGCCGCCUGGUGGAGUGCUGCCGUGACGGUCAGCCGCUCAACGCCACCGCUCUGGAGGCUGAUCUCCGCGACAAGCUGUUUGGGCAGCACUUGGCUCACAAAACCAUCUCGCGGGCGCUGACCGGAUUCAUGGGCAACCCCAGCCCCAAGAAGCCGCUCGUGCUGUCUUUACACGGCUGGACCGGCACGGGCAAGAACUUUGUCAGCAAAAUAAUAGCCGAAAACGUGCAUAAACUGGGCAUGAAGAGUAAGUUCGUCCAUCUCUUUGUGACGACGGCCCAUUUCCCGCACGACAACCAGAUCCGGUUAUAUAAGGACCAGCUGCACUCGUGGAUUAAAGGCAACGUCACAAACUGUCCGCGCUCCUUAUUUAUAUUCGACGAGAUGGACAAGAUGCACCCUGAGCUCCUCGAUGCCAUCAAGCCGUUUCUGGACUACUAUGAAUCGCUGGACGGCGUGUCCUAUCGCAAAGCAGUCUUCCUUUUCCUGAGUAAUGCAGGGGGAGAUCUGAUAACCCGUCAGACGCUGGACUUCUGGAAAGCGGGAAAGAGUAGAGAAGAUCUGCAGCUGAAAGACUUCGAGAACGUGCUUUCCAUCGGCAUGUUUAACAACAUCAACAGUGGAUUUUGGCACAGCAGUCUGAUCGAUAAGAACCUGAUUGACUUCUUCGUCCCGUUUUUGCCUCUGGAGUUGAAGCACGUGAAGAUGUGCGUUCUCGCAGAAAUGAAGGAGCGCGGCUUCGUCCCCGACGAAGACGUGGCCGUGAGAGUGGCGAACGAGAUGACUUACUACCCAAAAGACUUAAAUCUGUUCUCCGAUAAAGGCUGCAAGACGGUGCCUGUCAAGCUGGACUUCUACCUCUAAGCUCAUGUGGCCCUCAGCCGAAAGGAUAAUUCUGGAGGGGGGGGCUCGUACUGAGUGCCUAAUUUGGGUUGUUUUUUAUGUCCCAAACAUUUUGCAGAUGCCAAACUAAACAAUUUUAAAUAUUAACUUACAAGUAAUUAACCCCUUCAAUUCCAGCACAGACUCCUAACAUUCUGGUUUGUGCAACAAGGAAGAUGAUUCCAGAAUGUGUUCCUGGAGAAAGUCGAUUUGCGUUUAAUUGCUGCAUUACAAUUGCUGUAUAUUUUUAUAUGUGUAAAAAAAAUUCAAAGUUUUAAGCAAUUUUUUUUUAACAUUGAAUGUAUUUUUGUAAUUUAAACUUUGAAAUCAGGUCCCCUUUCUUUUUCCUGUGUAAAUAAUAAAGAACAGUUAUACGGUAGAACGCUUAUUCUUGA
Molecule: messenger RNA, 1535 nt
Organism: Spea bombifrons (plains spadefoot toad)
Lineage: Eukaryota; Metazoa; Chordata; Amphibia; Anura; Pelobatidae
Gene: TOR1B
Product: torsin family 1 member B
Exons: 5
Coding region: 103-1122 (339 amino acids)
Biological process (GO): protein localization to nucleus; nuclear membrane organization
Cellular component (GO): endoplasmic reticulum lumen; endoplasmic reticulum; nuclear envelope
Molecular function (GO): kinesin binding; ATP hydrolysis activity; ATP binding
Source: RefSeq, a predicted model, not a curated record